CAUGUUGAUUUUAGAUACAUUUAGAGAUUUCAUGGUGGUUGGUGUUUUGAUGACAAUGACAAUAUUGAAAUAAAGAUGAAUGAAUAAAACACUCAUUUUCGGAAAGAAAAAAAAUUAAUAACCAUUUUCGUGAAUAAUUCAAACUUCUAAGAUAGAACUUCUAAGAUUAUGAUCAUAUCUGAAGGGACUCUGAUCCUAGUUUGCAACCAAAAAAAUGAUGAGAAUAGUUGCAGAUUUGUGUUGAAUUAGACUCUCAAUCACACCGAUCCACAAUACACUAAUUAAGAUCAACCAGAGACAAUACUGGCCUCUGAAUUCUCACUUAAAUCACAGAAACUCCAGAUCAAACCAAAUAAGUGACCAAAAACGGGAAAGAAAAAUUCAGUCCUUCUCGGCGGCUAGCAGCCAACUCAUAUACACAUCGUUGUCCAUCUCUUUACUAAUGAUACGAAGAAUCAUUCUAGGGAGGCUUUUAAAAGCUACGGAGUUGUCUAAAUUGGCCUUAGCAAACCAAAAAGAAGAGUGACUCAUUUAAGUAAAAAGAAUUGAUCUCAGUCAAUCUGAGACACACAAAGUAACAGUCUUUAAUUAAGGAACAAAUUAAACUCGACAAUCAAUGGCUCUUACAAGUUUUUGAAUAAUUUUCUCUGUUGCUUGUGAAAAUUGUACAUAAUUAAUCAACCCUCAGCCUGCUUAUUCGCCACUUACUUUUCCUCUUCGGCUGCAAGAUCCUUCUUCAGCAGCUCUCUCCGGCGGGAGAAUCGGCUGGUAAUAAUAGGAAUGGACAAUCAUGCAUUUCUUCAGUGUUGCAGUGACUUCCAUACAUUUGGAGACGACUUCCAUAAAAAUAUGUAGCGAGUCGUGACAAAAAAAAUAUGUAGCGUUACAUAUACUGUAUUUGAACCUUUUUUAUGGGGGUGCAAAAUAAACUCUUUGGAUUAAUAUAAGAGAUAUAAAACUUGAUUUCACACUAAAUAAAAAUAUAUUCUAGAAUAUUGAAAUGUUUUUAGUUGUUAAUUGGUUUAUAAAUACUCAAUUUUAGGCCUAAGUUUAUAUGGUGCUAUGUUCAUACAACAAGUCUCACAAAGAUCUACAAGUUUCUCUUUGUUUUCUCAAUUUUAUUGGAUGGUAGUUGCAAUUUUUUUCUAGAAUUAUGUUGUCCCUUUGUUUUCUCAUUUUGACGGUUUGGGAGUCGCUUGGUUAAGUAAACUAACUUAGUUAGCAGGUUAACCAAAAUACCAGGUUUUCAUAAACUUGUAUCACUAUUUAUGUCUAAAUAAAGUACAAAUCAUUGACCUUAUAUACUAUUGUGACUAUUUGCCAUUUGGUAUGAGUCAUAUGACAAACAUCUCAACACCCGGAAUUUAAUAACAUGAAACUUAACCUUGGAAAAAACACACUAAAACUGAAUGUGAUUUGUCCACAAGACAAUUAAGAAAAAAACUGAUUGACAAAUAAUCAAUAUAUUGUUGAGAUCUUGACAUCGCAAUAUUUUGUUGAUUAAACAAACCUUUCUUAUUUGUCAAUUCUUCGUUAAUUUAAUAAUUUGAUUGUAAAUACACGGAAUAUCGUCACCUACAUCAAUUUUUUUUCUUGUAAUAAAUAUAUGAAAUAAAUCAAUAAUCAUUAGAAAAUUAUUGGAGUCGCUUUCAGAGUUUGUCCAAUUUCACAGCAUAACAAAUUUAUAUUAUUUAUAAACAUACAAGUUUUACAUUGACUUGGUCACAAUAAGAGUUCUAAACUCUUUAUAACUCCUAACAAUAAUUGAUACAACAUGUCAGUGUAUAUCAUCAACUAUUUCAAGUCUCCAAUUAAGUUUUUGUGGGAUUUGAGUAUGAAGAGGAAGCUUUUGUUAACAGUCGGCACUUGCUUAGUACUUUGGUCGGUGAUGUUAGUAUCUUUUUCAAACGUCUUCAAACACCACCUUCUUGGCGCUAUAGUCAACGGUUCAAAUGAUUCCGACAAACCUAGGGAUAAACUGUUAGAAGGUCUCUUAACAGCAGAUUUCGAUGAACCUUUUUGCUUAAGUAGGUAUCAGUCUUCCUUGUAUCGCAAGUCAUCUGCUUACAAGCCUUCUCAAUAUCUUGUCUCUAAGCUUAGAAGCUAUGAGAAGCUUCACCAGCGUUGCGGUCCAGACACAGAAGCUUACAAGCAAGCAACAAAGAAUCUUGGUUAUGAUGAUGAGAAUUAUGCAAACAAGUCCGUUGGUGAAUGCAAAUACAUUGUGUGGGUCGCGGUUUACGGUCUUGGAAACAGAAUACUAACUCUUGCCUCAGUCUUCCUCUACGCGCUCUUGACAGAGAGAGUUGUCCUUGUUGAUCAAAGCAAAGACAUAAGUGAUCUCUUCUGCGAGCCGUUUCCAGGUACGUCAUGGUUACUCCCUAGUGACUUUCCAUUAAUGAAGCAGAUUGAUGGCUACGACAAAGGAUACUCUCGCUGUUACGGAACAAUGUUGAAGAAUCAAACCAUUAACUCGACUUCAAUCCCGCCUCAUCUCUAUCUUCACAUCCUACAUGAUUCAAGAGAUGAGGACAAGAUGUUCUUCUGCCAAAAGGAUCAAACCAUAAUCGAUAAAGUCCCUUGGUUGAUUGUCAAAGCCAAUGUCUACUUUGUUCCAUCUCUAUGGUUUAAUCCAACAUUCCAAACCGAACUAAUCAAGCUAUUCCCGCAGAAAGAAACCGUCUUCUACCACCUGGCUGGUUAUCUUUUUCACCCGACGAAUCAAGUUUGGGGUAUGGUCACAAGAUCCUACGAUGCUUACUUAUCAAGAGCAGACGAAACACUUGGGAUACAAGUAAGGGUUUUCAGCAGACGCGCUGGUUAUUUGCAGCACGUCAUGAACCAGAUUGUAGCAUGUACACAAAGGGAGAAACUGUUGCCUGGACUUGCUACACAUGAAUCACAAGUCACCAAUACAUCAAGAACAAGAAGCAAGAAACUUAAAGCUGUUCUUGUCACAUCUCUCUAUCCAGAGUACUCCAAUAACCUCAAGAAUAUGUAUUGGGAACGGCCAACUUCGACAGGAGACAUAAUAGAAGUGUAUCAGCCAAGUGGAGAAAGGUUUCAGCAAACAGACAAGAAGCUUCACGACCAAAAGGCGCUAGCUGAGAUGUAUCUUUUGAGUUUAACUGAUAACAUUGUCACAAGCGCAAGGUCUACGUUUGGAUAUGUUGCUCAUAGUCUUGGAGGGUUAAAGCCAUGGUUACUCUAUCAACCAACGAGAGGUAAAACUCCUGAUCCACCAUGUGUUCGUGCUGUAUCCAUGGAGCCUUGUUUCCUUACCCCUCCCACUCAUGGAUGUGGAGCUAAAAAGAGAGUUAACUCCGCCAAAGUCGUUCCUUUUGUUAGACAUUGUGAGGAUCUUAGGCAUGACGGGCUUAAACUAUUUGAUGAUCCUAAAAAUGAGUUAUAGAUGUUAUUCCACUGAAAACAGAGAAGCUUAAAUGAAAUUAUAUUGUACGUAAGGGCAACUGAAUUUUUGUAUAUAUAGUACAAUGCCUUAAAAAGUGCUCUGUCUGUUAAAAAACAGAUGUAGUUCUAGAUUUUUCACUUUAAUUAAGAAAAAUGUUAAAUGUUGAUUUCUGUUCUUAUUUAACUAUUAGAGCUAGAUUUUGAGCCGCGCUUGAAAGCGCAGUUUUAUUCUUUAAAAAUCUGUAUAAUAUUAUUUGAAAAAUCAGUUUUCUAUAUGUCGCACUCACGUUAAUUCUCAUCAUGGUUGAUUACACUGAUACUAUUAAUGAAUCUAAAAUAUUACAUUUUAUAAUAUGAUUUCAUUAAAAAGAAAAGUUCACAAAAUAGUAAUAUUCUAUUUAAAAAAAAUAUUUUUAAAUAACAUAAUACUUUUCAAGUAAUAAAAUACUUUCUUUAUAUCUAUAUUUUCAUAUAUGAAAAAUAUACAUUUGUAUAUAAUGUGAUUUCAUAAAAACAAAUCAACCAGAUAAUCUUGAUAUUUGAAAAAGAAAUCUUAUUUCUUCUAAAACAUAAUUUUAAGUAACAUAAACUGAUAUAUGUUUAAUUGACUAAAAAUAUUUUAUAAUUAAAAUUAUUGAUAUUUUUAUUUAUUUUUCAUAUAUUUAAGUUGACUAUAAUAUCUUUCAGUUAGAGCAAAAAAAUAUCUAUAAAUUAUAUUUUACUUAUAUAAUAUGAAUCUCAAAUACAAUCAUAAUUUUUUUGCUGCUUAUUUUUAAGAGAUAUUGAAAAAGAUUUUUUUUUAACAAUAAACAUCUUUUGAUCAAAUCAUUACAAUAUAAUUUAACGAGGUAGAUAUAUUAUAUUCUUUCAUUAUUAAAAUUAUAUGCUUUCUUAAUAUUAAUUUUUUUUUAAGUUUUAUGUUUUUAUAUUUGUGGAAAUUAAUAUAACCAGAAUCAAAAUACCAAAAGAAAAUCUAAAUUCUCGUUUUUAAUAUUAUUAAAAAUAAAUUUCAGUUUACAAUUCAAUAAAUUUAAGGCAUAAAUUAUUUAGAAUUUAUAAAAUAGUUUAAUUAUUCUAAAUAUUGAUAUGUUAUUAUGAGCUUGCAAAAAUAUAUCAGUCACUUAUAAAUGUAACUUUCUAUCGAUCAUCGCUUUAUUUUCUAAUAUUUUUAUUUAAAAAAAUCAACAUGUUGAUAAAUAUUAUGAAAUUUCAUGCACACUUAAAUGAUAAAUAAUAUUAAUUUUAUUUGAUUUAAUUAUAAUAAAAAUAAUUAUACUUCAGUUUAAGUUUGAAAGAAUAUAUGAAAUUCAAUAUACUCACGACAUGAGUAGCUCGACUAAUCCAACUUAUAUCUAAAUAAUAGAUUUAACUACAAUAAGAAUAUAAAUUUAAGAUAAUAAGAAUUUAUUUUAUAAAAUAUAAAUUAUAGAAUGACUCAAAACAUAUUAACAAAUUCAAUAAAAUAUUAACCAACUGUUACAAAUUAGUAAUUUUGUAAAAAAAUUAUAUAUGCAUGAGACUUCAUAGAUUAUCGUUAUAUCAAUUUAUGUAAUUUGGAAUCAGACACUUUAGUUUAUUUUUUAUUUCACUCUAAGCACAAUAUAUCUUAAGUUAUACAUAAUUUUUCUAAAAUAUAUUUACAUAUCUAAGACAUCAACCAACCUAAAUGCAAAUAAGAAAAUUAAUCAUUUUUUUAUAUUUAGAAUAAAAAAAAUUAUAGUUGAUUUCAGAGAAAUAGAUGUAAUCCAAUAUACUCAAAU
Molecule: messenger RNA, 5171 nt
Organism: Brassica rapa (field mustard)
Lineage: Eukaryota; Viridiplantae; Streptophyta; Magnoliopsida; Brassicales; Brassicaceae
Product: probable fucosyltransferase 7
Biological process (GO): xyloglucan biosynthetic process; cell wall biogenesis
Cellular component (GO): membrane; Golgi apparatus
Molecular function (GO): galactoside 2-alpha-L-fucosyltransferase activity
Source: RefSeq, a predicted model, not a curated record